CAUUAGCUGAACCAACAAAGAUAUUUAAUUUGUUAAGAAACUUCUACCUAGUGCUAACUAAAAUUCCUAUACAACAUGUGUUUAUCAACCAUUCAAAAUAAUGGUAAUUCUUUCCCAAACCAAAUAUUUUUGCAAUAAGAAAUGACAGGAGGGAAAGAAGAAAAGAAAGAUGAGAAGGGAAAAGAUAGUAAAAAUGAAGAAAAGAAGAAAGAUGAUAUUGAAUUGAUCACUGCUAUUUACAAAUUAAAUUUGCAUUGUCAAGAAUGUGGGAACAAGAUCAAGAAACAUCUCUUAACUACUCAAGGGGUACAGGCUGUAGAAAUGAAUAUUGAGAAAGGAGAAAUUAAGGCAAAAGGGAAAUUGGACCCUUUGAAAAUCUUGAAGCUUAUAGAGAAGAAGAGCAAUAAUAAAGUUGAAUUAAUAUCACCAAAAGUGAAGCCUAAGGAGAUUAUUAUUACGGAUAAAAAGCCAAAGGAAACUAAGGAUCCAAUUGUCCGAACUAUCACGGUGAAGGUUCACAUGCAUUGUGACAAAUGUGAGGCUGACCUAAAACGUAGAUUAAUCAAGCACAAAGGGAUUUUCAAUGUUAAAACCGACAAGAAAGCUCAAAGUCUAAUAGUUGAAGGGACCAUUGAAGUGGAGAAAUUGACAUCAUUUUUGAAAAAAAGAGUGCAUAAAAAUGCAGAGGUAAUUUCCAUAAAAGAACAUAAAAGGGAAGAAAAGAAAGAGAAGGGCAAAGAAGAAGAAGAAAAGAAAGAGAAAGGCAAAGAAGAAGAAAAGAAAGACAAGGGCAAAGUAAUAGAAAUUCAUCAUGGAGGAGGAGAUACACGAGAUGAGAUUAAAAUAAAGGACAAUAAUAAUGUUCCUUAUAUUAUUCACUAUGUUUAUGCACCACAACUUUUCAGUGAUGAGAAUCCUAAUUCCUGUUCUAUUUCCUAGUUUUGGAGUUUAAGUAAACAAUAAAUAAAUUAGUCAGACAUUUAAGUAUUCUAGAUGCUUGCAUUGCAUAUAAUUUCAAAUAUAUGAUAACUAUAACAAUUUUUAUGUUCAUGUUA
Medicago truncatula (barrel medic) is the source of this 1055-nucleotide messenger RNA. RefSeq names its product heavy metal-associated isoprenylated plant protein 4. Gene Ontology annotation, molecular function: metal ion binding. The record is from RefSeq and is a predicted model, not a curated record. The transcript is spliced from 4 exons. Bases 142 to 939 code for a protein of 265 amino acids. Lineage: Eukaryota; Viridiplantae; Streptophyta; Magnoliopsida; Fabales; Fabaceae.